CAGGUGUCCGUGUUAUUAAUGUCUUGAGGAGCUUCAAAAUAUUUUGUCAUCUUUAAUAGAUCACUAAUGUUGCCUACCAGUUGCUGAUUGACUUCAUCGGUGGAUGUAAACUCAAGUGAUCUCGGAUCAAAUCACAAUGUCUGGUGGAGAAGAUGAUCGCACAGGAAAUUCCGAGUCUGACAUCAUGGCAGAACCCGGAGCUGGGUUUGAUGCUAAAGGCUUUGGGCUGAGGGCCCAGAAGAAGCUUUUAGGAAAGAUGUCUAGCAAAAAGAUUGUCAAACAAUUUGUUGAUGAUACUACAAGUCAAGUUUUAGACAAUGCUUAUAGGAUAAUGAAAGACUUUACUGGUGACAAGAAACAAGCAGAAAAGUUGCUAAAGUACAUCAUUAAAACCAUCAUCAAGGUCGGCAUCCUCUACAGAAAUGAUCAGUUCAAUGCUGAUGAACUGCAGGUUGCAGAAUCCUUCAAAAGCAAGUUUCACUCUCUUUCCAUGACUGUUGUUAGCUUUCAUGAAGUGGAUUUUACCUAUGAGAAACCAUUCCUGAAAUCCAGCAUUGAAGAAUGCCGACAACUUCUACAAAGUCUCAUACAACGACACCUCACGGACAAAUCUAAAGGUCGUGUGGAUACAGUGUUUAACUUCUUCACAAAAGACGAAUUAAUGGAUGCUUUGUUUAAUCCCUCAGGGCCUCAUAAGAAGGAGAUGGACUCAAUAACUGCUGAUAUGCAUAAGAUGAUGGAUGAGGGGAAUCUUUAACCAUUUGUUUUUCUUAGAGAAUCAGCUGUGUGUUUGAAUGAUACUGUGCAGCAAUUAUAAAUGCAAUCUAAUAAAUCCUUUAUAUGUAAUCAUGUAAGGAAAGGUAUAUUAUACAUAUAUGAUUUGAGAAAAUAGUUUUACAGUAUUACAUUAAUCCAUAUGUUCAAUUUAUUACCAGACAUUUUAUUGGACAGAUGUGUUAAAUAAUCAUUGUUUUGGUUGCAAUAUAUUCUGUUUUCUGUAAAGAGAUUUGUUCAUAAAAUAUGAAUGCCUAUAUGCAUAUGAGUUGAAAUAUAUGUACUACACUUCUGAAUCCUCAUAUUUACUUGUUAUAUAAGUCAAAUUUUAUAGCAAUGAUUUAAAAACAUUUUUUCACAAUACUUUGGGAGGAUAUUUUCAAUAGAAUAAAUCAUAUGAUGAUGAAGACAAGAAUCUCUUACUUGCUCAAUUUUCUAAAAAUUCAUCAAUGCAAAGAAGUACUUAUGUUUGAUAAACAUUUCUGGAAAAUCUGUGUUUAAUGUUAUUUGCAAGCAGAAUUGAAUUUUCAUUGGUCAUAUAGUUCAGUGUACUACAAGAAAACCACUCUAAAAACAAGAGAGAUUCCAUCUAAGUGAUAAAUUUCUAAGAUUGGUUCAUCUAUUAUCUUGAAUUUACAGCAUUUAUAUUGUCAAACCAAUUGUAUCAAUAUUUACUGUCAAUAUGAGUGUAAAAACCUGUUAAUCAUAGUUUGUUGGAUGUUUUUAAAAACGUGACUCAAGUUUAUUGAACCAUUUUAAAUCUCUUUUGGGAAAUAUUUUGUUUUGUGCAUAGAAGUCCUAUGAAAAAAAUAUCAUAUUUUCCCUAUUAAGCACCUGUGUCCCUAUAAGCACCCCAUGAGGUAUAUUCUGAAUGUCAGAGAAUAAGGGCCUCCUUUUAUUACUUGAUCAGAUUGUCCAAAUCCAGGAGACGUAUCUUUAAAACCAAUAGAAAAUUAUAAAGCCGGAUGAAAUUGGCUAUGUCAUCGGUUCGUAGGAAAGGUGGAAGUCAGAUUGACAUAAUCUGGAACAUUUUGUCAGAAACUUUUUAAUAGGGCUAGAGUGCAAAAAAUUUCACAGAAAAGGUGGCAUUAUGAAUAACAAAUAACUGCCCCCUUGUACAAAUUUUGACACUUAACAGGGAAAAUAUGGUAAGUUAAGCAUAGCCAUAUAUCAUAAUUUCAAAUAUUGAUGUACUGAUUUUCCAUAAAGAUGCGUCCUAUGCAUAUUUAUAGCUGUAUCAAAUAGUGAGUUUUUGAAAUUACUCUUAAUUUUAAUUAAAAUUGCUGUGUAUUGCUUGCUUUCAAGACUCUUAGAACAUUGUAGUCUAAGUAUGCAUUCUGUUGCACAUUUGAUUUCAAAGCUUUAGAAUUAUGAGAGCGAGAGUUCAUUUGGUCUACAUUCCAUUAAUUUUUGUUCCAUGCAUGUUAGGGUAGAUGUCUCUCAAGUAUCACAGUGAGUUGUGUUCAUUAUAGCAUACAAUGUAUGAUAUGGUGCCGUACUUGUCAAAUUUAGUGCUUUUUGAAUGUUAUCCAUUAACAAAUUUUUUAUAUUAACUUUCAAAACACAUUGAUAAUCUAUUAAUCUCUAUGAUCUAUAAGUUUUACAGGGUACAACUCCUUCAAAAAAUUUUUUCUAUGUACAAUAUUUUUUCUGUCAUGUCUGUUAUGUAAAUAACAUAAGUAAUUAUCUUUAUUAUAUGAAGAUGUGAGGUAACUUAAUUGCCACUCAAAUGUUGAAAAAAGUUAUUAACUUUAACACUUGUUAGAACUGUCUUCCAACUGAUUUUGAUCAUAAUAAAGAUGAUACAAGAAAACCCAUGCAAAAAGAAACAUAACAGCCCAUUGUAGAAAGGAGGAAGCUUCUUGCAUCUGUGUUUAGUGUGAUGAAUAUUUUUGUAAUUGUCUAUUUUUACAUUAAUAUGACUAGUCAUAUGGGCAUGUUUUUGCUCUAUAUUUGUUAUCUAGUUGACAUUGUUUAUAGAGGAAGAAUUAUAUUUCUACAAAUUCUUUCAGUGGCCAACAUUCAGUAUAAAGCUGUGAGUGUGAUAAACAUUGAGAAUAGGGAAGACAUGCUAUAGAAAAGAGAUUAUUAAUUAACACAACCUUUUUUUUUUAUCUGUUUAAAAUAUUUAUUAUUUUAUUCUGAAUGCCUGUAGAAAUGCAAUGUAAUAAGAAUUAAAAUUUUGAUUACAGUCAGAAUUGGGGGGUAUACAAAAUAUUUUUUGAAGUAUAUAUAAUUUUAUGUAUGAGAUUGCAAUAUUUUUAUUUUUCAACUACACCAUUAGGGAUUGUUCUACUUUUAAAAAUUAAGUUGAAAUGAAGACAGUGAAGGCAUACCAUAAGCAUUGUCUAAAUUAUGCUAUAAUGCUAUAUUUUUAAAGCUGCAAUUUAUCCCAUAAGGCCAUUUUUAGCUCUACUGGUCAGAAACCAGAAUAGCUUAUGCGAUAGUAAGGUGCAUGUCUGUAGUCCAUCCAUCUGUCUUGCUGUCCAUCUGUCUGUCUUUAAACAAUUUUUCAAAACACUACUCCUCCCACAGUUUUGGUCUGAUUUCAAUAUAAUUUGGAACACAAGUAGAUUAAACUAAGAUACAUAAUUCUAUUUAUCAGUAUUUGAUUUUGACGAAUGGUGUUGCCAUGGUUACUAAAAAUGGAAAUUUCUGUGAAAUACUUUCAAAACCCUACUCCUCCUCAAUUUUGGUCUGAUUUCAAUACAACUUGACACACAAGUAGACUACACUAAGGUACUUAAUUGUCUCUCUCAUUUUUUUUUUAAUUUUGAUGAAUGAUGUUGCCAUGAUAACUAAAAAUAGAAAUUUCUGUAAAAUUCUUUUAAAAGGCUUUCCUCCUACAGUUGAGUCUGAUUGAAUUAAAUCUUGCCACAAAAAGAGACUAAAGCAAGGAUUAUUAUUCUAUUUAUUGCUGUUGCAAAGUUACAAGUCCAAGUGCUACUUUUCUCUUGCUUUGUUAUAAGUACAAAGCAGUAGAGCUACAGUCUCGUCAGAGACUUCUGAUUUAAGAAUUAGCCUCUUGUUUGAUGUGUGAAAAAUAUUGGUGAUUAAUAAAUUGUGCUAUUUGUAUAUGUGAUAUUUCCUUGUAUCUUUAUAAAAAUAAGAUAUUCAUUAUUUUACCAGAGUACUUCAAAUAAUAAGUUCAAGACACUCAUGCUUUCAUUUUGCCAAUUGAAAGUUACUUUUUAUAUCCUGCAACAUAUAUUAAAUGCUUUGUAAUUAUUAACAAAAUUAAUAGCAUAUCCUAUAUUGUUUAUUUGUAGAAGAAAUAUUUUCUUUUCAUUCAAUCAGAGUAAAUUAAAUCUUUCUAAGAACAUUUUUCAUGUUUUACAUUAACAAUGCCAAGAUGAAUGUUUGAAGUUAAUGUGUUUGUUAAGAAUGUGCUUCAGAAGAGAUAUUAUAUCAUCUAAGCAGUGAAUUCCAGCUUGUCAGUAUUCUGUAUGAUGACACAAAACUUAUUUCCAAGUUCUGAGUGAAAGACAGAGAUAUUUUUUUCAAUGAGAGUAUAGUGAACUGUAUGAAUUUUUUUUUUUUAACCACAGAACUUGCAAAUGUAAAGCAGAAUGGUAUAAAAAAAAAAUGAAGAAUUUAAUAUGAAUUACUUUGUAAAUAAAAUAUUUGCUUUCUAGAA
This is a messenger RNA of Saccostrea echinata, 4411 nucleotides long. Its product is annotated as tumor necrosis factor alpha-induced protein 8-like. Gene Ontology annotation, cellular component: cytoplasm. The record is from RefSeq and is a predicted model, not a curated record. Bases 137 to 757 code for a protein of 206 amino acids. The transcript is spliced from 5 exons. Gene Ontology annotation, biological process: regulation of apoptotic process. Lineage: Eukaryota; Metazoa; Mollusca; Bivalvia; Ostreida; Ostreidae.